AUGUCCGCCGCUGCUGGAUCCUCUCCACCUCCUCCGCCCCCUAGCGGCAAUCCCAACAAGAACACUGGCCAUGGAUCUUCUUCGUACCCCAACCUCAAGAUCCCUCUCUCAGGAGACGGAAGCACUCCCCAGAAGGCUGCUUGCGCAGGUAUCAUGUUCCAACCACCUGGUAUCACCAAGAACUACGUCGUCGACGGCGUUGGCCUCUUCCCUCGAUACCGUCGUACCCGCGUCGAGGAAGCGCGUGAAUAUGCUCGACUGUCGUAUACAAUCCUCGAUGGGAAGACCUACGAGGUUAUCCCCAAGUCUCAUAUCCCUCCGGGUCCCAUUGGCAACCCCUCUAUGCCGGCCGCUGCGGGUAUCGUAGCUCAGAUGCAGGACAUUGCCGCUCACGAUAACGCACUUGCGACGGGUUCGGGGGCAGCAACUGAUGCUUAUAACGCGCUGCAAGUUCACCACGGCGACGCCUUUGUAGACGACGACGUCAACACUGGCAACUCAUCGGAAGACGCUGCUGAAUCGUCUUCAGAUACGUCUGGCGACCGCUCGGCUGGUGCUUCUUCUACGGACUAA
Messenger RNA from Alternaria viburni, 573 nucleotides. RefSeq lists its product as uncharacterized. Bases 1 to 573 code for a protein of 190 amino acids. The record is from RefSeq and is a predicted model, not a curated record. The transcript is spliced from 3 exons. Lineage: Eukaryota; Fungi; Ascomycota; Dothideomycetes; Pleosporales; Pleosporaceae.